Molecule: messenger RNA, 906 nt
Organism: Trichoderma gamsii
Lineage: Eukaryota; Fungi; Ascomycota; Sordariomycetes; Hypocreales; Hypocreaceae
Exons: 3
Coding region: 1-906 (301 amino acids)
Molecular function (GO): oxidoreductase activity
Source: RefSeq, a predicted model, not a curated record
AUGUCCAGCAUGAAAGUAGCCGUUGUGGGAGCGUCCGGUAAUCUUGGCGUUUACGUCGUUCAGGCCCUUCUACGCGGCGGCUUUGGGGUUACUGCCAUUACAAGGAACGAAUCAACCGCCACAUUUCCCCAAGGCGUUGCCGUGAUGCGUGUCGACUUCUCAUCACUAGAGUCGAUUCGGAACGCCGUUGUAGGGCAAGAUGCCGUUGUUUCGUUGACUGCUUCUGCAGGGACAGCAACCCAGAGAACGCUCAUUGACGCGAUUAUUGAAGCCCGUGUCCCGAGGUUCAUACCUUCAGAGUUUGGUUUAAACAAUCGCAAAUACCGCGAUAGCCGGGUAGGGCAUUUUCUCAGAGAGAAAGUUAGUAACUCGGAUUAUUUGAUCGAGCUAUCCGAGAGACACGAGUGGUUCUCUUGGACCGGUUUAUCCACCGAAGUUUGGUUGGAUUAUGCGCUGGAAAAUGGAAUUUUUAUUCUAAAUGCACGCAAACAUGAAGCGAUGCUUCUCGACUCGGGCAACGAGACUUUCUCAGCCAGCAGCCUCGACUUCGUCAGUAAAGCCAUUCUAGAAGUGCUUCGCCGCUCUGACAAGACUGCCAACAAGUACCUUAGCAUCGCUGAGGUGACAACAACCCAGUCUGAAGUCAUUAAUCUGGCAGAAGACAUAUGCGGCAUACGGUUCGAUCGUUCUCAGAGAUCAAGCAAGGAGCUGUCGACUAUACUAGACGAGAGACUGGCAAAAGGAGACAAAAGCGCCUAUAUAGGCCUUCUGGAACUUCAUUUUUUUGCGGACGGUGCGGGCCAUGCGUUGAAAGACGAAGAUAAUGCCAGCGAUCUUCUGGGCCUUCAGCCUCGAAGCUUGCGCGAUAUUCUUGAACGGGCCUUGGCCUUUUUUGGGCGUGGGUAA